Molecule: messenger RNA, 699 nt
Organism: Aureobasidium melanogenum CBS 110374
Lineage: Eukaryota; Fungi; Ascomycota; Dothideomycetes; Dothideales; Saccotheciaceae
Exons: 1
Coding region: 1-699 (232 amino acids)
Source: RefSeq, a predicted model, not a curated record
AUGUCUUCAAAAUUGUGGGCAGCUGGUGGACUAAUCAGACUGGCAAUUCGGCCAGCAACCAAGAACCGUCUGCUUUCGACAUCUACCACGUCCCAAAAGUGGUCAAGGCCAUCCGAUGAAUUGAAAUAUUACACGAACCCGGAAUGGCGCUCACGAAAAAUAGAGCAAGGGACGAUUACUACGGCUCGAAGGCGUCAGGACCCAGAACUUCGAGAGAAAGAACGCGUAAGAGACAGAGUCUACCACGAGAAGCGCAAACAAUCGAAAUCCUUUCUGCUCUGGAGAAGACUUUUCCAGUGGUGUUUCUAUCAUGAUUGGGUCCGUGAUCAGCUGCCUUGGAAGACUUACAGACCGAGACUUUAUCCCGAGAAAGUUGAACACCACUGUGUGGCCUGUCGAUUUCAGCGAAAGCACGGAUAUAAAUUAUGGUGGCGUAAAGUCAACGACACUCCUGACCACGCGCCGGGUGGCACCAGUUUUGAGGGCUUGAGCAACACUGAGCAAUACUUGUGCAGUUCCUGUUACAAAAAGACAGGAGACAUAAUGCCUCAGGGGUUUGAGGAUGUCACGAGCAUCAGGGACCUGAGGGCGCGAGCUAAAGAGCUCGGCAUCGAUGUUGACAAGAAGCGAGGGCAAGUGGCACAAAGUUCUGAUCAAGCACUCCAGAAGAGCCGUCUCACGGAUGAGCCCCAAGCAUGA